CAGACUCGCAUUUAUUGUUGUAGUAUUCUGAACUACAGUGAAGAUGUCUGGAAGAGGAAAGACUGGCGGUAAAGCCCGUGCUAAGGCAAAGACUCGCUCCUCCAGGGCAGGACUGCAGUUCCCAGUCGGUCGUGUUCACAGGCUGCUGCGGAAGGGAAACUAUGCCCAGCGUGUCGGCGCUGGAGCUCCGGUCUAUCUGGCUGCUGUGCUCGAGUACCUGACUGCUGAAAUCCUGGAGCUGGCCGGGAACGCCGCCCGGGACAACAAGAAAACCAGAAUCAUCCCGCGUCACCUGCAGCUCGCUGUCCGCAACGACGAGGAGCUCAACAAGCUGAUGGGAGGCGUCACCAUCGCUCAGGGCGGAGUGCUGCCCAACAUCCAGGCCGUGCUGCUGCCCAAGAAAACCGAGAAGCCAGCCAAGAAAACAGUGAAGAUGUCUGGAAGAGGAAAGACUGGCGGUAAAGCCCGUGCUAAGGCAAAGACUCGCUCCUCCAGGGCAGGACUGCAGUUCCCAGUCGGUCGUGUUCACAGGCUUCUGCGGAAGGGAAACUAUGCCCAGCGUGUCGGCGCUGGAGCCCCGGUCUAUCUGGCCGCUGUGCUCGAGUACCUGACUGCUGAAAUCCUGGAGCUGGCCGGGAACGCCGCCCGGGACAACAAGAAAACCAGAAUCAUCCCGCGUCACCUACAGCUCGCUGUCCGCAACGACGAGGAGCUCAACAAGCUGAUGGGAGGCGUCACCAUCGCUCAGGGCGGAGUGCUGCCCAACAUCCAGGCCGUGCUGCUGCCCAAGAAAACCGAGAAGCCAGCCAAGAAGUAAAUCACUCGGACGCCCCUUUUUAAGAUCUAUAAAAACAAAAAGGCUC
Acipenser ruthenus (sterlet) is the source of this 863-nucleotide messenger RNA. Its product is annotated as histone H2AX-like. Lineage: Eukaryota; Metazoa; Chordata; Actinopteri; Acipenseriformes; Acipenseridae. Gene Ontology annotation, molecular function: protein heterodimerization activity; structural constituent of chromatin; DNA binding. Gene Ontology annotation, cellular component: nucleosome. The transcript is spliced from 2 exons. The record is from RefSeq and is a predicted model, not a curated record. Bases 44 to 817 code for a protein of 257 amino acids.